AUGGCAGGAACAGAUAGCGGGAGUAUCGAUGCGGAGGCCGCGAUACCAUCCACACUGACCCUAACUAGCCUCAGAAACUCAGCCAGAAAUAUGCCGAGCCGAGGUCACCGCAGAUAACUCCGCCAAGGAGGGAUACCCCGCACCACGGGAAUGCCGUCCACGUGCAACUUUGACCAAAAAACGCUGAUUCAUCAUCAUAAAGAAGGGAUUUUCUAUGGGUUUAUAACGAUUCAGCACAUAAUUUAGAGCUUGGACAACAACAGAGAAAGAGCUCAAAACUUCCAGCUUAAUCAAUCAAGAAAUCUAUCACAAAUGCGCUCCAUGGAUAAUACGCAAAAAUAAAAAUUCUUUUACGAUUUAAGUAGGAAGAGAAGUAAACAAUUUUUAAAAAUCAUGAAAAUCCUCAAGUUCAUGAAAAUUUCAUUUUAAUCAAGAUAGCUAUACUCCCAUGUUCUCAGAUUCAGAAUUUUUCGAUUUUUUAAUUGGUUGAUUUUUUUGGAUUAGUACUAUGAACACCCUGAAAGAUUUCAUUAGAUUUUCAAAACUUUCCCUGAUUUCCUGUCCAUAGUUAGUUAUAAGAAACCAUCUCCCUAUCGUUGAAUUAUCGAAAUAAACCGAGAAGAGCUUAAUUUUUGAAAAAAAAAACAGUGAUAAAAUGACUUUUUCUAGUAAAAAGAAACUGACGUACAAAACAUCUUUUGAAGAUCUCUAUUAGAGACUACGGAACGACUUCUUAAAUAAAUUUUGUCAAUUCUACAGACUCCGAUCAGAAAAACAUCCGCGGAGCACAACGGCUACAGUGUGUCGUGCACAGCGUCCAGAAAGUUUGCGAUCAAAAGAUCAAUCGACGAAAGAUAAGCACUUCCCAGUACUGCCAGUGAGAUAGAUAACACUCGGUCCAAGUUCGAGUCCUCACUAAAAAAGAGCAAAAAACUAACUCUUUUCUCUAUUACUCUACUUGAAAAUAUUGAAAAAAACCCAUAUCACCUUCAUUUUCAACCUCAAAAAAAGGACAAAAAAUAAUUAUUAUAGAGCUACCAAGUAGCUUAAAAUCAAAAAUUGUGGCUUUCACUCUGAAAUUAACCCUCUAGACGUUAAACUCUAUGAGAAAAUGAAAUAAAAUUCAACUUUUAUCCCCCGUACCCAUUUUCAGAAGCCAAACUAUAAAUUUCUUUUUUUGAAUUCUAUCAACAUUUCCCUGUCAACAUCCCCCUUUUCUCGAAACAUAAUCUGCAAUGUCUAUUAGAAAAUGAAAAACAUAAAUAAAAAAACGCAUACCUAAACUUUCUUCAACAUUUUCGCUUGGCGAACUUUCAGGCUCCAUUUCGUUUCGUGUCGUUGUUAGUUGACCUGAAAAAACUACCUUUUUUUAAAAAUAAAAUCGCAAAAUAAAACAAAAAUUCCCCACAAGUCUAAAAAGAUCAAAGGGAUCAUUUUUCUUGUAAACUUUCAAUGUGGCGAGAUUUCGGUGAUAAAAAUUUUAAUGCCGUUUUUUUGCAAAAAUAAUAAAAUGAUGCUUAUAAAGAAGGCCUAGAAAAGAAAAAAGCUAAAAAGAGGCAAUAAAAGAAACAUAAAUCGAGUAACAAAACAAAACGACAUUUCGAGAAGGAAAUCCAUCAAUUUCGGUCGGAGAUAAAAAGAAAAAAAAAACGUUACAAUAUUUUUCACGAUUCUUCUAAAAAUAUCCGAAACGACUUGAAAAUAGAAACAAAGCAUCAGGAACAACAAAAACGAAGCAGCAAACGAUGGGGUGCUUCAGGCGCUUUUGUUAAACCGCCAAAAAAGAGUCAACAAUCGCCGGGAAAAGCCCUCAAGCGGUCACUUGCUUAUCCUAACGCGAAUUACGCGAAUUUUCGUCAAAAGCUCUUUAAUAUGAGCAAUGUUGAUCCCAUCACGCAUAUUUUACUUAAUGACGCUUACUUGAGGUAUCAGUUUCUGUAGAUAUUUUUAAAUAUUGUUUUAAACUACUUCCGUCAAAUUCAUUUGGGCUUUCGAAAUUUUUCGAAUUUUUCGCAAAAAAAUCUCGUAAAGUGGAGUGUUUAGUCUGUGAACACGCACACACCAAGGAACAAAUCCGUCUACAGUAUGAAAAAUUCAGAGUUUUCCAUUUUUAUUUUACAUUCACGUCUUCUUUGUAAUUCAGAAUUGGGAAAAAGAUUUUAAAAAUUUUUUCUUAUACUAGUGUGACUGCUGAGAAUCAAAUGUUAUCAAUAAAACCAAAAAAAAAUUCAUCAAACGUCGAAAUUAGUCUUUUUUCGCAUUGGAACACUUCAACUUUAUAAUCAAUAUUUCUAACUAGACGUUUAAAAAGACUAAAAAAAAAAAGAAAAGGCCACGUGACGACCACAGGUGAUUCGAAAAAGACAAAAGUGGGCGAAAGGCCUACUAAAAACCCCAAAAAAAGAGACAGGUGAAAUUCGAUCACGCGCCUUGUAGUUGAAAAUUUUCGACAAAUUAACUCUGCACUUUUUACAAAGUUCGAGGGCUGCGAAAUUGUGUUUUGAGGGUGCCAAAGUAUACAGAUGGAAUUUUAUUAUUUUUAAAUUCCUGGUUGAAACUUAUUUCCCUUGUGGAUUUCCAGGUGAAUUAUUCUGAAUUCGAAGUAGGUCUACCCUUUAAUCAUGCGUAAUUUAUAUAUUUCCCUCUCAAUAGAAGGAACUCAAAAAAGACUGUCGUUAAUCCUAACUUAUCUCUGAGAUUUCAACGUUUAAAAGUUAUCCUUUGAAAAUAGGCGACGAAGCAGCUGGCGAAGCUGAUUUCUAACGUCCAACAGUCGAAGGCUCGACUCCCAACCAGAAAAAAGCUUUCCAUUCUUAUAGAAACGUUCGAAUUUUAAAAAAAGCGCAGUUUUUCACAGCUUGGUAAGGUUCUGAAGUGCGCCCCAACGAACAACGCCUCUGAAUGGUUGAACACGCCUUUCUUUCGUUUUGAAGUGAAAUGAUCAAUUUCAAGCUCCAAAGUAGAAGGUUGACGCCUUAUAUGAUUGGGCAUCUGUUAUAGCUUUCACAAAAAGUCCUUGGAACAAAAAAUUAUUUAACCAAAGCUUAUUAAAACUCUUUAAGUCUCUACCUAAGUACCAAAAUAAUUUUCUCAAGAAGCUCACUUCUUGUUGAAACAAGCGGAGAAAGCCGCUAGACUAAUGACACGGAAACGAUUAUUUUCUUCAGCAAACAGCCUCAGGUUGAACAACAGCCGAGACACCUGAGACAAUCAUAACGAAUAUUAAUGACUUGACAGACGCCGUCGGUCCUAUCAGAGGGCCGCCAGUCGCUGAUACCAUCUCCACGCCAACAAAGGGCACACGAGUCCAAGGGCGACCUCAUCUUGUGCCAAACUUCGGCGUGAUUGAUAAUCGGCCGCUCGGUUGGACAAGGAUUGCGCCGCUGGAUCGGCUUAGAUCCGUAAGAGACCAGUCACCAAUUGAUGAGAAUGACAAUGACAAGGGAAAGGUUGCUCUUUUGAGAAGAGCCGACUGACUUGGCCUUUUCUGUGAAAUUGUUUCUGGAUGAGGAUCACAGUACCGAUGAAAAAGCUUUGAGAGGGAAGAUUAGACUUUUUUUUCGUUAAGAAUUCUUCCCAUACACCAAAAAUGAAGAAAAACUCGAGGAUUUCUUCGAAAACUUGAGAAAAACUUUUCAAAUUCUGCAGAAAGCUUAUUCCAAUGAAAUUUGCGGGUUUUCUUCAACUUAGAGGUGUCCUCUCUCAAAAACAAGAAACAUUUACUGGUUGAAGUUUUUAGAAUAUUCAUCUGGUACAUCAAGAAGUUUUCUGUGAUUUUCAGGAAACUCCGGACCAAAAAGAAUUUUUCUGACCGAGAUCAAAAAACCGGACCUCCAACCCCAUCGAAACGGCAAACCUAACCUCUCUGACCCACCAAGCUUGUCCUCAUUAGCCAUUCUCAAGUGGCAAUCGGAACAAACGACUGCAUUCCAAGCGCAUCAGCUCAUAAUCCAGCGGAUCGAGGCAAAUCAUUGAGAAGGGCGCGAAAACACUUAUACUGGUCGCCGUCGAGCAUAUUUGCUCGCCCUCGGUGCGCAAAACCUAACCUAGCAUGUCUCAAAAAGAAAAAAAGUGCAACAUCGUGGCUUUUCCCUUCUUUCGUAUAAUUACACUGCACGGCAGCAGCUGAUUUUCGAUCUUCGUUCCAAUCGCCGAAAGAAGUUACCGCGCAGGUCGCGACGCCAACUGUCACAAGAAGCUUCGAGUGACAAAAAAUGAAGUAUACACUUCAGGAUCGAAAAGAUUUUUAGGCGGAAAAAUGAUUGAUAAACUUUGCGAAGUUUUUGAAUUUUUUAGGUACUAUCAUAAUGCUUCAAUUUGUGUCAUUUUCCGAAGUUCAAAAAAAAAUUCUUAAAUUUUACCUUUCCAUUAUGAACAAUCUAAGAGAUGUCUAAUUUCAUUUAGGAAUCAAAUCCAAAACCUUUAAAAGCUCGGAAUUCCAGUUUUCGUCUUCUAACCGAGCGACAACGCCAUAUAGGAAUGUCAACUACGUACCUUAAGAGCUCUUCUCGGAAAAAAACCGUCUAGAAUAUCCAAUAAUCAUCCAUACUCUUCUAGAAUAGAAAAAAUCUCCCUCCAGCUUUGAGAUCCCUACUUCCAACUGUAGAAAAGUGCCAAGCUUCCGAUUCAAAAAAGCCGAGUCGACAUCAAAAACAAGACUCCCGCAAACCGGAUCCAACCAGCGGCACGUCGAAAAAAGGAAUAGGGCACCAGACCGUCGAGAUGGGAUUAGUGGAUAACCCAAAAGAAGUUGACAAAUGUCAAAUGAGAGAUGACGGACGUCGAUUGCGCGGAUCCGGCGGCCGCAACGUCUUCAUCUCAAUACGUCAAAAGCCGCAUAAUCAAAGUACAUCUUCCGAAUCUACUCACCACUAA
Caenorhabditis auriculariae is the source of this 4875-nucleotide messenger RNA. The record is from the annotation of a GenBank genome assembly. Lineage: Eukaryota; Metazoa; Nematoda; Chromadorea; Rhabditida; Rhabditidae.